AUGAUAACAUUGUUUUACAAACAACAACUUGUUGAAUAUAUUUAUUCAAAUAUAAUUGGGAAAAAUCUUCGAGUCAAUACUCCAUGGAGAUCUCCGGCAUCUGAACGUGGUCUAAUAUUUAUUGAAUAUUACAUGCUGAAUAAAGUCCUACAUUAUUAUGCUAAUACACAUAGCGAAAAUACUGCAUGGGCAUUGCAAGGUACGAAAUUUCGAACAACAGAUGCUAUUAGUAAACUUGUCAAUGUUUUACAUUUAGAAUAUGAAAAAGUUCGAAGUACAACUGUUAUUUUUAUUAGUACAUUCGAACAUCAUUCAAAUAUUUUACCAUGGAAAGAAGCUGAACUUGAGGUUAUACGUAUUCCUAAUGAUAAACACGUUAAAAAAUUCGAACUGAUGUUGAUCGUAUUUCAAAACUUGUUCAUCAUUUAUGAUGGUUGGAUUUUUUGGAAUUAUGCAACAGCAGCACUUUAUGUUAAAAUUGAUAUGAAUCUAUCAGAAAUUGCUUAUAAAGAUGCUGUUUUCAUUUCUAUGUACAAAUUUGUUGAUGGACCAUUGACACCAGGUAUUUUAAUUGCUAAGAAAAAAAACUUUUUAUCAAUGAAGUUCCGUCUGAUCUUGCAAGGUAGUACAGUAGAAUUUGUAACUCGAACGCAUAUAGAAUACGUAAAAGAUAUUGAAAUACAUGAAGAAGGUGUCACAGCUAAUAUGCUUGAUGUUAUUCGAGCUGGUUUAGUUUUUCAUUUAAAAGAAUCUGUUCGUUGUCAUACACUUGAAGCACGUGAAGAUGCAUUAGUUGCAAAAAUUUUUCGCAAGUUUUCGAAAUCAUCGAAAACUAAUUAUACUUGA
Messenger RNA from Rotaria sp. Silwood2, 846 nucleotides. The record is from the annotation of a GenBank genome assembly. NCBI's taxonomy places the organism in Eukaryota, Metazoa, Rotifera, Eurotatoria, Philodinida, Philodinidae.